AUGUCUCCCGCCGCAGAAACAAUAUCCAAGCCCGAAUUCGCCGCCCUCCUAGCCGCCUACCCAGCCCUCAUAGACUCCAUCCAGGCCAGAACCAGCACGUACAAGUUACAAUCAACCCGUCGUCAUCUCCCCCCCCCGAAACUAACCAUCAAAAUCACAGCAUCCCGGAAACCUAACCAAGAGACCCUCAAAGACCUUGACACCUUCCGCUACCACCGGGCCCCGCUCCUCUUCAGCCAGCAAUCCCAGCAAAUGACCCUCCCACACGUCCAACGCCUCGUCGAGUGGAAACUCCAAGCUGACAAGUUGCAAUGGCAUCCCCCGCCCGCCAGCCGCCACGGCAAAUUCCGCCCAACCCUCCAGUCGCUCAUCUCGUCCAACGCGCCCCUCGCCGCGCAGCAAGCAAUCUCGUCCGCCGUCAAGCUGUACCGGUCCAGCCCGCAGGCCAACGAGGUCCAGCCGGCCCUCGCCGCACUCACCCAGCUCAAGGGCGUAGGGCCGGCCACGGCAUCCCUCCUGCUCAGCGUCCACGACCCCCAAAACGUCAUCUUCUUCUCCGACGAAGCGUACCGCUGGCUCUGCCGUGGCGGUGCCGCCGCCGCGCCCAUCAAGUACACGGCCGGAGAGUACGCAGAGCUCAGCCGGCGGGCAGACGAGCUCGCGCGCAGGCUGGGCGUGUCCAUGAUUGACGUGGAAAAGGCCGCGUACGUCGUCGUCAGAGGGGCCAAGGAGCGCGCCGAGCCUGCAUCUGACAGCAAGAAGCGCGCGGGGGAGGACAUCGACCAGGCCGCGGAGGAGAGCGCGCGCAGACGGAACACUGGCCGGGCCGGGAUUCCCGACAAGGCUGGGCUGCGGAGAUCACAGAGGCACAAGACUUGA
Messenger RNA from Metarhizium album ARSEF 1941, 879 nucleotides. RefSeq names its product DNA glycosylase. The record is from RefSeq and is a predicted model, not a curated record. Lineage: Eukaryota; Fungi; Ascomycota; Sordariomycetes; Hypocreales; Clavicipitaceae. Gene Ontology annotation, biological process: DNA repair. Bases 1 to 879 code for a protein of 292 amino acids. The transcript has 2 exons. Gene Ontology annotation, molecular function: catalytic activity.